UGCGUGUACCUGCAGGAUGACUCGGGUGCGAUGCCGGACUACACCCAGAUGAGGAAGGUGGAGCUGCAGCCGGGGACGGCCUAUAAGUUCCGCGUGGCGGGGAUCAACAUCUGCGGCCGCGGCGCCUUCUCCGAGGUGUCGGCGUUUAAAACGUGUCUCCCCGGUUUCCCCGGCGCGCCGUGCGCCAUCAAGAUCAGCAAGAACCUGGACGGGGCCCAGCUCACCUGGGAGCCUCCGGCCGUCACGUCGGGCCAGAUCACGGAGUACUCGGUGUACCUGGCCAUCCAGUCCAGCCAGGCGGCCUCCGGCUCCGGUUCCGGCCCGGCCCAGCUGGCCUUCAUGAGGGUGUACUGCGGCCCCAGCCCGUCCUGCCUGGUCCAGGCCUCCAGCCUCGCCAACGCCCACAUCGACUACACCACCAAGCCCGCCAUCAUCUUCCGCAUCGCCGCCCGCAACCAGAAGGGCUACGGGCCCGCCACGCAGGUCCGGUGGCUCCAAGAAAGCAGUAAAGACGCCAAAGCAGCCGUGAAGAGACCCGCAGCUUCUCCUGAUGGUAAACCUGCCGGGCCAAAGAAGUUCAAAACCGACCAAUAGGAGGAGCCGGCCUUCUGCCGAGGACUGUGAUUGGUCACCGCCUCGUGGCCGGUUGCCUCGGCUACGAGGGAGGAGGAGGCGGGGCUCUGACGAAACAAAAGAGACUUGUAGGAUAUUUGUACAUUAUCAACCAAUCAGAACUCUUCUUUUCUUACGCUGAAGUUUUUUGGACGUCAUGGAGACGGCGAGGGGGGCGGAGCCAACAGCUUUUCUUCUUCUAGUGGAAUUAAUAAGGUUUGAGUUAAUUAAAUGUAGAAGUAGCCCUAUGACGUAUUGAUGAAGGUCAAAGGUCACGGUGCUGUGGGGGGGGGGAGGCAGGGAGGGGGGGUUAAACCAGCUCUGCUGUAAAUUAUUUUCUUUUUCUUUA
Messenger RNA from Etheostoma cragini (Arkansas darter), 961 nucleotides. RefSeq names its product host cell factor 1-like. Gene Ontology annotation, cellular component: histone methyltransferase complex. Lineage: Eukaryota; Metazoa; Chordata; Actinopteri; Perciformes; Percidae. The record is from RefSeq and is a predicted model, not a curated record. The transcript has 4 exons. Gene Ontology annotation, molecular function: protein binding; transcription coactivator activity. Bases 31 to 594 code for a protein of 187 amino acids. Gene Ontology annotation, biological process: chromatin remodeling; regulation of DNA-templated transcription.